GAUGCUGCAGAUGUUCACAUCCCUGCUCUUCUGAUGUCUGAGACAUACAGCAGGCUCCCAAACAGAUCACUUGUGUUGGCUGCCUGUGCUGCCUGUAUAGGGGGAACCUUUCAGUUUGGAUAUAAUAUCUCUGUCAUCAAUGCACCCACAACGGAUGUGCAUAAUUUCAUCAACCAAACCUGGAUUGAGCGUUACCAGACUGGCAUACCAGAAAAUGUUCUCACCCUGCUUUGGUCCACUAUUGUGUCUAUAUUCACCAUAGGGGGGCUGUUAGGAGUGACAGUCGGUGGGACACUGUCUGUGAAGCUUGGAAGGAAAGGGACACUGUUAGCAAAUAAUGCAUUUGCAAUAAUCGCUGCUCUGCUGAUGGGUCUGAGUUACCCCACAGGAUAUUAUGAAUUACUCAUCAUCGGACGUUUUGUCACUGGAUUAAAUGCAGGCAUUGGUCUUUGUGUUCAAGCUCUGUACCUGGGGGAAAUAGCUCCGACUGCAUUUCGUGGGGCCAUGGGAAUGGGAACCUCUAUUUCCAUCACUUUAGGGCUCUUAGCUGGACAAGUGGUUGGUCUCAAAGAGCUCCUGGGUAAAGAAGACAGCUGGCCCAUCCUGCUCGCCACCACAUGUGUCCCAGCCUUCCUGCAGCUCCUGAUCCUGCCCUGGUUCCCCGAGAGCCCGCGCUACCUGCUCAUCGACAGAGGAGAUAGUGAAGGAUGCAAGAAAGCCCUGAAGCAACUGCACGGUGUAUCUCGCUGUGAUGGCGAACUUGAUGAUAUCGAGAAGGAGAAGAGAAGUUUGUCAGAUUUCAAGGCCAAGACACUCUGGGAGCUGUUAUGUGAUCGUAGCGUCCGCUUGCAGCUUCUCACCGUGGUGCUGCUCAACGUGGCACAGCAGCUGAACGGCAUCAAUGCUAUUUACUUCUAUGCAAAUUACUUGUUCACACAAUCUGGUAUCUCUGCUGAAAGAAUUCCAUAUGUGACCCUUGGCACUGGUGCCUGUGAACUCGUCACAGCUUUAACAUGUGGUAUGGUCAUUGAUCGCCUGGGAAGGAAAGUGCUCAUCAUGGGAGGAUACAUACUGAUGAGCAUCUGCUGCAUAUUAUUCACGCUGUCGCUCUCUUAUCAGAGUGCCAGCCCCAUAGUUCCUUACUUGAGCAUAGCUAGUGUGUUUGCUUUUAUCCUCAGUUUUGGCUUAGGACCAGGUGGUGUGACUAACAUCUUGACCACUGAACUCUUCACUCAAACAACACGCCCUGCAGCCUACAUUAUCGCAGGAUCCUUGAACUGGUUGAGCUUCUUCUUCAUCAGCAUGAUCUUCCCUUUUCUUGUGGUUUGGCUGGAGCAGUAUUGUUUCCUCGUCUUCAUGGCCGUCUGCACCUGUAUGGCCAUAUACAUUUUCUUUGUCCUUCCUGAAACCAAGAACAAAACCUUUGUUGAAAUCCAGAAUGAGUUCAAGUCCUCCAAAAAGGCCCGCACUGUCGAUGCAACAGGGAUGACGCAGUUAUUAUCUAUAUAACAUAUUACCCAUGAAUACAGCAAUUAAAGCAUUUUUG
Trematomus bernacchii (emerald rockcod) is the source of this 1546-nucleotide messenger RNA. RefSeq names its product solute carrier family 2 member 11b (gene slc2a11b). The record is from RefSeq and is a predicted model, not a curated record. Gene Ontology annotation, biological process: monosaccharide transmembrane transport. The coding region runs from base 34 to 1509 and encodes 491 amino acids. Gene Ontology annotation, molecular function: hexose transmembrane transporter activity. The transcript has 12 exons. Gene Ontology annotation, cellular component: membrane. Lineage: Eukaryota; Metazoa; Chordata; Actinopteri; Perciformes; Nototheniidae.